UCUGGCCGCCAUGCCACCUCCUCUCCUUCUCUUCUUCCUCCUCUUCCUUACCCCCGAGGGAGUCAGGCCCCAGGAAACAGUGCUGGUGAAUGCUCAAGAGGGAGGCAAAGCUGAGCUACCGUGUCUCAACAGUCCCUCAGAUGGUCCUCCUGAGCAGGAGGCCUGGUUUCGGGGGCUUAAGUCAGAUCUGGGCCACGGGCCCCAAGACGUGGUCAUCCAGAAGGGGUCCCUGGGCGUCCAGCUGCUUGUCUUCAACGUCUCCGACCAGAUGGGGGGCUUCUACCUGUGCCAGCUGGGGCCCCCUUCCGAGCAGGCCUGGCAGUCUGGCUGGACAGUCAGCGUGGCAGGCAGUGGGGAGGUGUUCCGGUGGAAUGCUUCGGCCUUAAAUGACUCAGGCUGCGGCCUGGGGAACAGGUCCUUGGAGGGCCCCAAGCCCUCUUCUGGCGAUCCCACAAGCUCCCAGCUGUACGUGUGGGCCCAAGACCACCCUGAGAUCUGGGAGACCGACCCUGAAUGUGCCCUGCCGAGGGACAGUCUGAAUCAGAGCCUCAAGCAAGACCUCACCGUGGCCCCUGGCUCCACAUUCUGGCUGCCCUGUGAGGUGCCCCCUGCCUCCGUGGCCAGAGGCCCCAUCUCCUGGACCCACGUGCGCCCCAAGAAGCAUAACAUAUCCUUGCUGAGCUUAAAUCUGAGGGAGGACGCCCCAGGCAGAGAGAUGUGGGUCCUGGGCACCCUCAGGGGAGGGGCUGUUCUGUUGCUGCCCCAGGCCACUGUUCGAGAUGCUGGCAUCUAUCGUUGUUACCACGGCAACAUGACCAUGGAGAUGCAGCUGAAGGUCAUUGCCCAGUCAGCAAUACGGUACUGGCUGCUGGAUACUGGCGGCUGGAAGGUCCCUGUUGUGCCAUUACUUUACCUGAUCUUCUGCCUGGGUUCCCUGGUGAGCUUUCUGCGACUUCGAAGAGCCCUAAUACUCAGGAGGAAAAGAAAGCGAAUGACCGAUCCCACCAGAAGGUUCUUCAAAGUGACGCCUCCCCCGGGAGGCGGGGCGCACAAUCAGUACGGGAACGUGCUCUCGCUUCCCACUCCCACCUCCGGCGCAGGACGUGCCCUGAGGUGGGCUGCAGGCCUGGGAGCCGCCGUCCAGUCCUACGGAAGCCCGCGCAGCGACGUCCCGGAGGUUGGAGCAGCCGGGUCCCGGAGCCCACCGCCCGCAGGCCCAGAAGAAGAGGAAGGGGAGGCCUACGAGGAGCCAGACAGCGAGGAGGGCUCCGAGUUCUACGAGAAUGACUCCAACCGCGGGCAGGAUCGACUCUCCCAGGAUGGCAGCGGCUAUGAGAACCCUGAGGAGGGAGCCUUGGGUCCUGAGGAUGCAGACUCCUUCUCCAGCGCCGAGUCUUACGAGAAUGAGGAUGAAGAGCUGGCCCAGCCAGUCACCAGGACGGCAGAUUUCCUGAGCCCCCAUGGGUCAGCCUGGGACCCCAGCAGGGAAGCAACCUCUCUUGGCUCCCAGUCCUACGAGGAUAUGAGAGGAAUCCUGUAUGCAGCCCCCCAAGUCCGCUCCAUUCGGGCCCAGCCUGGUCCCAAUCAUGAGGAAGAUGCAGACUCCUAUGAGAACAUGGACAUGGAUAAUCUCAGUGGGCCAGAACCAGCCUGGAGAGGAGGGGGUCAUAUGGGCACCUGGAGCACUAGAUGAGUCCCUCCAGCCUGGGCCUCCUUAGGCCCCGGAGAUCCAUACCUGAUUCUGAAAUCUGGGACCCUGAGCAAGUCAUCUGCUGGAGCAGCGAUGCCUCCGAUGUGUGUAUCUGUGUGUGUGUGUGUGUGUGUGUGUCUGUGUAUGUACCCAUGAAACUUUGGCUCCCCUUGCACUCCCCCAAUAAACUCAAUGACUUCUUCCGAUC
This is a messenger RNA of Neogale vison (American mink), 1898 nucleotides long. It is a transcript of the gene CD19, whose product is annotated as CD19 molecule. The record is from RefSeq and is a predicted model, not a curated record. The transcript is spliced from 15 exons. Lineage: Eukaryota; Metazoa; Chordata; Mammalia; Carnivora; Mustelidae. The coding region runs from base 11 to 1693 and encodes 560 amino acids. Gene Ontology annotation, biological process: B cell proliferation involved in immune response; B cell receptor signaling pathway; regulation of B cell activation. Gene Ontology annotation, cellular component: external side of plasma membrane.